CGCUCCAGAGGUGCCUGUUCCGUAGGUUCGUUCCCUCGCGCACAUCGUCGCGCAUUAGCGGCAGCUCAGUCCGAUAUCGACGUCCGAACGAGGCGCAUAUCCAUCAAGUCACAGGUUGCGGCUUUUGGCCGUUUCGCGCUUUUCGCAUUUCUGCUGAUAGAACAUAGAACAACGAAGCACGUGGAGGCAACUUUGGCGCAGUAAUAGUGCAAGGAGGUGAUAUACAUGGGUACCAAAUGCCCUGGAAGUUUUGCCCUUCAACAUACAGACACGCGCGUCCACUGCGACGUCAAUCCGACUCGUCCGAAGACUAACCAGUUUAAAUAAUAAUUCUCACAGAGUGAGUUUUUUUUUCGAUCAAGAGUACUCGUAUUAAAUCUAAAACCAACCACGACGACGAGCGCAAUAGUGUCAACGACAACGUCUUCCUCGCAUGCGAAGUCAGGCCGAGGGAGACAAAUUAUGAUGCUGAACUUGUGACUUCCACCUAUACCAAACGGCAGCGACUUAAAGGAAUCCGACCCACGAAAUAUACGAAGACUGCUAACUGAUUUUGGCUGAAGCUAAAGAGGCACUGAUUUAACGACUGACGAGAAAAUCUUCGUGAAUCAAGCUAUUUUAGAUUUCGAACAUCCGGCAACUACUGAGGAGCCAGAAAUUCCUAAUCUCUCCUCACGUCUCUCUUUCUCUCGUCCAUCUCUCUCUCUUUCUAUACUUUCCUCUAACUCUUUCCCUUAUUUAGAUAUCUAGCUUCCGCGCGGAGGAUCGAUCGAUAUUUCGUCCUGACUGGUGGCUAUUAACGACACGCGUACUUUUCAUUCGCCCCCUCCUACUCCAUUUUUCACGCUACGAUUGCUUCCAAACGUAACGUAAGGUGCAACCCCCUUCAAGUCCUCUACCCCCGUCGUCGAUUCUUCCAUCAAUGUCAGGUAGCGCGUGCUAAUUCCGCGUAUCCUGCAUCAUCGGUGGUCGAUACCCUUCGACAGCUCCGACUAUAACACGCGACUCAAUCUAAUCGGAAGUCGCGGAUUUCUUUCGUAACAUCGCAUCAGCCGGUGUUCGAUCUUUAUCGGGCCACCUACGUGAGCCACCCACUCUGUUUCCACCAGUUCCUAGCCCACCCUAUGACGUAUCCUUUCUCAUACUUCGCAGUCUUUCCAUCCUGUCGCAGUUUACUUCUACAUGGUCGCGUAUAUGCGUCCGCAAACAGUCAAUAAGAAGUAUCAUCGAGGCACACAAGUACCAAAGAGAGACGAGCACAGAUAUAGAGAACAUUUCGUUUUUUCGCCGACAAUUGUACAUACAAUAUUAAAAAAGAGAGUCUAGUCGGUUAUUCCUUGAGGGAAGAACCGAUCUCAGUAUUUUUACGGAUACAGCAGCGCAAGCACUGUUGACACUAUUACAAUUGCAUAACAAGAAGAAGAUAACUACUGUUGUACUACCACUGUUACUGUUAUCGUUGUUAACAUUAUUGUUAUUGUUGUUAUAUGUCCGCUAUCCUGUCACCUCAUCAAUCCCAAUCGCUGCGAAAUCACGGCGGUAAUAGUGACAGUGACAACGAUCGCCGAAAAACUCGUGAGACACGUGUUUCUGCCAAAUCGUGUCGUUAAUUAAAGGUUAUUGACGGAGGAGAAGCAGGAAGAAGAGCUGUACACGAGAAAGGAAAUAAACAGGCAGCAGGAAGUGGAGGAGAAGUGGGGUCUCGCAACGUAUCUCUACGAGAUCAAACAAACAAGGAGUGUGCUGAGGAUCCCAAUUAAGUAAUAUUAUCCACGAGAAGGGUGAUCGAUUCUUUGUCUAUCUAUCGAGAUUUAUGAAAAAAUGGUAGUCGAGACCGCGACGAGAAAUGGGCACGAGCUGGCACCUUUAAAUGACCAUCGUCAACCCGCCCAUACAGUGACAAUUGUGGCGACCGGAAGUCAAAAUGCCACCGGCCAAGAGAUAAAGGAGGAGAAUAGGGCGGCAUGGAGUGGGAAAAUGCAAUUCUUUCUCAGUAUUAUCGGGUACAGCGUGGGCCUUGGCAAUAUCUGGAGGUUUCCUUAUCUGUGCCAACAGAAUGGAGGUGGUGCCUUCCUCAUUCCUUUUUUCGUGAUGCUCAUCUUAGAGGGCGUACCCCUCUUUCUGAUCGAGCUGGGUCUCGGACAACGUAUGCGACAGGGUGCCCUGGGAGUUUGGAACAAUAUACAUCCUUGGUUAGGAGGUAUAGGAAUCGCGUCGUGCAUAGUUACGUUUUUCGUUGCGCUUUACUACAACGUAAUUAUUACUUGGUGCUUCUACUACCUCUUCAAUUCGCUCGAGGCUGUCACGAUCAAAUUCGGUGAAUCACUGCCGUGGGCGAAAUGCCCGGAAUUGAACGGGAAACCGGUCGAGGAAUGUGCCAGGAGUUCGGAAACCGCAUAUUUUUGGUACAGGACUACCUUAGACGCGGCACCGUCGAUCGAGGACGGUCAAGGUCUCAAAUGGUGGAUUGUGCUUUGCCUCUUGCUCAGCUGGGUCAUCGUGUUCUUCAUCGUCAUGAAGGGCAUACAAUCGUCCGGCAAAGUAGUAUACUUUACGUCCAUGUUCCCGUAUCUCGUACUGACCAUCUUUUUCAUCCGCGGGAUUACAUUAAAUGGUGCAGGCGCCGGACUGGCGCACAUGUACACACCAAAGGUUGAGAAAUUGUUGGAGCCCCCGGUCUGGCUUGACGCGGCGACCCAGGUCUUCUAUAGCUUCGGACUGGCGUUUGGUUCUCUGAUCGCGUUCGGCAGCUACAACACCCCUAACAACAACUGCGUGAGGGACGUGAUCCUGGUGAGCGUGUGCAACGCGUUUACUGCCAUUUACGCGAGCGUUGUCAUUUUCGCCAUUUUGGGGUUCAAGGCAAUGUCAAACGUGGAGAAGUGCGUCGUCAGCGCGAAGGACACCCUGGUGGCUAAUGGGCUGUUGAAUCCUUCAACUACAUUCAACCUGGAGGACUACGAAGACUUUAUGAAAACCUUCAAUUCUUCGGAAAUAAACGACACGAUAAAACCAUGCAGUCUCAGCAAUGAGUUAGACAACGCUGCCGAGGGUACUGGAUUAGCUUUCAUCGUGUUUACACAAGCGAUCGUGGAAUUACCGGGUGCGCCAUUUUGGUCCUGUAUUUUCUUCCUAAUGCUUUUGGCUCUCGGUCUGGGCUCACAAAUUGGAAUACUCGAAGGCAUGCUUUGCGUCAUUUUCGACAUAGAUCUCUUCAAAAGAAUAAAGAAGCAAUAUAUGACGGGAGUUGUCUGUGUCAUUUGCUUUUUCGUGGGGCUCAUUUUCUGCACCGGUGCUGGGGAGUAUUGGCUGAAAAUGUUUGACAGCUUCGCUGGUACCAUCGGUCUCGUUAUGGUCGCCUUGAUGGAAAUGCUCUCCGUAGUCUUCGUAUACGGUCACGAAAAAUUCACGAAGGACAUCGAGGAGAUGACAGGAUACAGACCGGGACCUUAUUGGCAAAUCACGUGGCGAUUUCUCGCUCCCAUAAUAAUGGUUUGCAUUCUCGUAUCAAGCAUCGUCUCGAUGUUCAUCAAAAAACCGACAUACUCGGCAUGGAAUGCGACAUUGGGCGUGACAGAACCAACGAGUUAUCCUAGUUGGGUUCUGGCCAUCGCAGCCGCCAUAAUUUUCGCGGGUAUCGCGCCGAUUCCGAUCGUUUUCCUCUUACGACGAUUCCAGUGCGUGAAACUCGACGUGGAUAUCCAUCAAGGCAGUAUUCGUCGUAUCGACACCACCGUUUCCACCAAGGAAAUGAUGGGCGACGUUGACCUUGAUGAAUAUCACGACCGAUUGGAGGACUUCCCGGAAGAGGACGAGGACAUUAAUAGCGAUGACGAUAUAAACACUGCACCGACCAUGAGCAAACUCGCCAAAAAGGCAAUGCAGGGUAGGGCUUUUAAAAUGGAAGUAAUGAACUUUUAAGAGCGCAUAAUAUCGGCGUGACUCGUUUGUUUGUGAGCUAUGCGGGCUAAAAAUAUCGGCAAUGAUUAUACACAUAUAUAAAGACUAACUAUGAUUUAUGUCCAAUUAAUAGUCAAAGUGUUUGCGAGAUAAGCUCGUUCACUUAAGAUAUUAUCAUAGAAAACAGUAGGCAUAUAGAUAUUUACGAUAAUUAAUUUAUAAAGACUUGCGGGAAAUUACAUUUUAAUAGAGACUAAAUUGUGUGCGUAAAAAGCGGGAGCAACAAUUUUCGACACAAAAUUAAAUUUUUUACUUUAAAUCUUUAACUUUGAAAUUAAAAGUCUUUUCAUACGUUUGGUCUUUAUAUAUACUACAGUCAUUGGUGCGUCUUUAAAAAAUGAGAAUAUAUAUUGAGCAAACAAACAACGAACGAACGUACAGCGCGAACGCUCAAACUUACUUGAAACUUCCUUUGAUGUACCACGAUAAUGAGCAAAUUGGAUCGGAUGUAAGUAAAACACUAACGAAGUAUUGCACCUGCGUCCGAUCAUGAUUUGUAUGUACACAUCUGGUAAAAAUUUAUAACGAAAAUUCGCAUUCGUCGUUCGUUUGCUCGAAAAGUAGGGUGUGUCGAUCCCGAUCUUUUCGUAUAUAUACGUAAACUUUAGGUAGAGAUAUAGGGUGAAUCCGCAACAAAGCUCAAUCUAAUCGGAUCGAAGCCGUCACUAGGAGCAAUAUGUAAUACAAAAUAAAUUUUAGAGAGGUGUAACGCGAGAGCGACCAAUUGUGCGCUGUGACGGAUUAGCGUAUCGAACUUUACCGUCGUUUACACGCGCUUCCGGGUAAAAUCGCGAUUCACCAGACGGAAUGCGAUAGAUGUAUAGCGAGCGAGAAAUAGCGACGAGAGACUAGAACGUUCUGGCUUUUUAGUAUCGCGUGAUGCGAAGACGAUCUGACGCGGGGUCGUUGAAUUCGUCCGAGUCAAUUCAAUUUUUUAAUUGAACACGGCGCGAUUCUUUUCUUUUUUCUUUUUAUUAUUAGAACGGUAGUUUGAUCUUUCCAAUGGGAGAAACGUCGGAAAGACUAGACAAUAAAAUUGAACGUAAUCGAGUUGUUAGCCAAAUGUAGACCGUUUGUUUACUGCUCUCUACAGAAUCCCGAAUGAAAUGCUUUUCGCUCCUCCGAGGUUCUACCUUUCGCGUAUCAUUACAUCCGGAUAUGAUCGACCUUGUCUUCAAAAAAAUGUUUCAAAAGAAAUAUGUCUCGAAUCCUAAACGGAUCCAGAGCUAUUCCUUUUAUUAUUUUAUUACUUAAGUAUUUUUAAAAUUAGUAAAGCACUUUUGAGAUUAAAGCAAUUUUUUACCGAAAAAAGAAGAAAUUAAUCAAAGAGAUUAAAUCGUAUGUUGAUUAUAUUGAAAAAAAAUAAUAUAAGUUUAUACUAUGUCUUAGAACUUUCGAAAACGUAUAAUAUAUAUACAUAUGUUUUUUGUCUAAUUUUAAAAAGUUAAUUAAUUUAAUAUUAUAUAAAGAGAUUAAAAGAGUAUUUUCGAAACACGAUGGAAUUACGGUCGAUCAGAUUUGCAUUAUUCAAUCUCGUUCAGCAAACAAUUUAUGUAUUACAAAUAUUAUAUAAACGAAUCACGUCAAGUACGGGUUGAUAAUACUUUUAAUUAGUAGUUAGAUUUAUAAUCCGCGAGAAAGUAUUAUAUUAUAAUUAAUCCAAACAGGCUUUAAAGUUAGCUUAAACGUUAUCUUUAAAUUUCAUUCAUCAGCUAUGACGGAGUAUCACAUUAAGUUAAUAAUUAAAAAGCCUUCAUAUUUA
Molecule: messenger RNA, 5722 nt
Organism: Nylanderia fulva
Lineage: Eukaryota; Metazoa; Arthropoda; Insecta; Hymenoptera; Formicidae
Product: sodium- and chloride-dependent transporter XTRP3
Biological process (GO): nitrogen compound transport; sodium ion transmembrane transport; amino acid import across plasma membrane
Cellular component (GO): plasma membrane
Molecular function (GO): glycine transmembrane transporter activity; amino acid:sodium symporter activity
Source: RefSeq, a predicted model, not a curated record